CGUUCGAUGGCCGAGAGUGGCCGUCGUUCGUGGGCAUCACGCCCUCAGCUGUAUGGUUCGUCCCCCUGUUCCCAAGUUCUUGUGCAUACCUCCAAAUUUCGAGGUUAUGCCGAAUAAUAUUUCAAUUGGCUGAAAACUGACGGGCUCCGCGGCAGAGAUGUCAUCCGCGAUAGAAAAGUCGGAAUGUCCUAUCGUGGCCGAGCUGUCAAAGAACGGGGAGCUAAACCUCGAGGGAGACUUCGCCUCUCGCCUGACACGUAUUAAAAGGAACAAAAAGUCCUGCGAGAAGUUCAUUAACGGCGGAGGUCUUCCACUUUUGAUCGAGUUACUCCACUAUCCGAAUAAGGAGAUCCUAAAUGUAGUGCUUAGUGUACUGGCAGAUGCCUGCGUGUCAGCUGAUACUCGUCAACGAGUACACGGAACAAAAAUAGUGGCUUACACCCUGACCAUACUCAAGAAUGUUAAAUUAGGCGAUAUCUUAUGCUGCCGUGCGUGUAGACUCGUCGGGAACCUAGCUUCGUGCAAAUGGCAUGCCAAGUCUUUGUGCGAAGCAGGUGCGGUAAAGGUCCUUGCCAAUUUGUUGAAACUCAAGUGCACGAGUCAAACCUAUUUAACGGCUAUCCGAGCUUUAAGGAAAAUUUGGUGCAUCCUCGAGAGCAGUCGGGAGGAGAUUUUAGAGACUCGUGCAAUUGCAAUUAUCACCAAUGUGUUCGUAACGUCCAAGGCCGCAGCUGCCGAGGAGUCGAAACGUAACGAAUUGUCGGAAGUAUGUAUGAAAGCCAUGUGUACCUUUGUUGUAAAUUUGGAUCCACGGUACAGAGAUCAAAUGCGAGCCGAGACUAACGUGGAAGGUUACAAGCGGAUAGUAGAGUAUUGCGCAUUGCGGAAUAAAGUGGCUAUUAAAUGCCUCCAUAGUUUGUGCCAAGUGGCGGAGUGUCGUCCAGGCUUGGGGAAUUCGGGCGCCAUCGAGUGCGUCGUCGGUUUGAUAAAAGAAAACCCCCUUGGAUCUUGGGAAUUACUUGACAGCUUGUGUCUCUUCUGUCGAGAAGCCAUCAACCGUGCCAAAGUUCGAUUAAACGAAGGGAUAGAGACGAUGCUAUCCAUCCUGAAGAAUUAUGAUAAUAAGAAGUACCACUCGGCGCUGCUGUCGGCACUGGCACAGUUUCUGUACGACAACCAGAGCAUCUCGAUCAUGGUCAAGAAUGGCCUGCUCGAUGUACUUGUCUCGAACUUGAAAACAAUGGCGGUGGAGGUGGCAGCGAAUACCAAAGCUGAAUUGGGCACUAAGAAACGCUCUAAUGAUUCUUUGUCCUGUGGGAACGCUAAUUCUAAGUACAGUAGGUCGAACAGUGGAAGGUUUAGUUUAGAUUAUCAUCCGGAUUAUUGGUUGCCUAGCAGUCCACCGUUAUCCUCCGAUGGUACUACCAAAACCGAUGAAAGUACUAAAGGUAAAUACAGCCCUGUUUGCACCGACACCGAUUGGAUCGCCAACGAGGAAGAUUCACAAGAAGUUGCGUCAUUGGAGAGCAUGACGUCGGUUACAGCCGAGGUGAAAGAAGACGAAGAUGAACCCUCUGAGAGAGUAUCCAGAUCCGGGGUUAAUGAAUACGUCAACGGGUUAAGUUUGGCGCUGCUGUGCCGACUUACUUAUUCGGACGAACCAAUCGAGCAGUUUGCCAAACCUGCGACGAUCGCACCUUUAACGGCAUAUAUUAAAUCUACCAAAAACCCAAUGGCAGUCAGAAUACUCGGUGGAAUCGUCAGGAAUCAGGCAUACUUGGUAUCUCUGAUAACGCAGGGUUUCGUCUUCGACGCCGAGACGCUCCACGGAUCGGAGCAGUACAUAUUCGAGAUGUGCAAACUGGCCGAGACGGGAGGAGCAGUGGGGGAGCUGGCAACGCUCCUGAUCCGAGGGCAAGAAUCCCAAAAAUUCGUGACCGCCAUCUCCAUACCAUUCCUCAUAAAGUCGAGAGACAUUCUGCGGACCUUGUUGGGUACCCACGGGGGAUUAGCGUUAAUUUUCCGGGUGCUGAACGACCGGAAGCACCCCCUCUACGAGAAGGCGAUCUGGUCGAUCAACCGGCUGGCCCACACGCUGGACAUCAAGCCGGAAAGCGUCGGCAAGUGCCAGAUGAUGGAGGAGACCGGGAACAUGGCCGAUCGCGGUACCAAUUUCCCGGGAGACCUGCCGAUCCCAUCUACGGUGACGUUCGUGCUGGACGACGGGACAACGGUGGACGCCUGCAGGAAGAUCCUCUGUCAGACAUCCGAGCCCUUCUUCGCGAUGCUCGAGGGGAACUUCUUCGAGUCGGGGAAGCCCAGGAUAAGACUGAAGAACGCGUCGAGGGAAGGUCUACACACGCUCCUCCUGGCGGCAAAUGGCUCCAACUUCCAUCAUUGCGCUAUCGAGAGCCUCCUCGACGCGGUGCUGAUCGCCGACCAGUAUCUCAUGAACGAGGUCCUCGAGACCCUGACCGAGAUCUCGAUCUCCAGCCUGAACCACGAGAACUACUCGCGCGCCUGGAACUGGGCCAGGAACAACUCCUGCCCCGAGUUCCGCAGCUGCUGCAUAAAGAACUUCCUCACCGCCAAGAUGACCGACGACGAGCGGGUACAGGCCUUCUGCAACUUCACCUACACCGAGACCUUCGACGAGUUCCUGGAGGACCUUCGGAAAAUGAUCAACGGGGCACUGUGCCAGCGCUAAGUGGGCCGCAAUCUUGUCUAGCUUUUCACGGGGACUCCCGCCGAGGAAGACGCUUCCGUCAGACUGUGAACCGGGCUCGGGGAAGCUUGAAAAGGAGUUUCGCUUGCGAGAUCUUGGAACUUUGCUGGGUCACGGGAUCGGUGGUCGCUAAACGUGGGACGAUGAAUCCAGGCGGACCGAUCUGUACGGAUGUAGUACUCGUGGACAUUGUAGAACCAUGGACGUAGGAUAGGUGGACCCACCAGGUCGCUCCCUUGAUGUUCUUGUGACUGGAGCGAGAAUAAAAGAGGGCGAACUUGGGAUUAUACUUUCUCUCUUUAUACAAGUGGAGAGGACAUUGCUACAGGAGCUGCGUGACGUAGUGCAAAGGCUUGCGAACAUUUUCCCCAGGGCGAGCCGCGGCGCAUCGCAUUAAAACAUAACAUUCGCGUUUCUGUUGUCGGUUGACUCUCUUUGCGUCCGUAUGUACAGGGAAAAUCCCUCCCUUAUAUUCUCUCCUACGUUUCUAUGCGUUAAAUAGCUAGUCUGGUAAUGCGACGAGUCGAAUAUUACAACUCGAUAAACUCGAGUCACUUUUAUUCUAACUUGACUGAUUGGGACUAACGAAUGCAAGUUGCGGGCGUGAUGAGACCAUGUUAAGGCGUGUACGCAUCAAUAAGCGACGUGUACAAGGCAAUGCGAGGCAGAACGAGCAUACAAAUGUGGAGGAACAAUCAGGCGCGGCAAAUUGUCUCAGAUUUGUCCGGCAUGUCAUCCGAGACAAGGAAAAUGACAUUUACAAGUUAAAAACAUCACGUUCUGUAUAUCAUCCGUGGAUUAUCGUAUCGCUUUGCUUACCUUAAUUGCAAAAUUAGAAGCAUUUUAUGUAAUUUACGUCAGUUGGAACUGAUUUGGUCAUGUAGGAUCGAAGUUCCCCGAUUGUCCGCAAGUGGCGCUCGCGUCGUUAGAUCAGCGAAAAUCUGAGAUUCUGGGUCCCGAUUCUUUGGAACGACUUCUGUGGAAUCGACCAUAGGCGUUAUCUCUUCUUAUACUAUUUCAUGAGGUUUGUUCGCGUUGACUGCACUUUCUACCCUCGAGGGUAACGAGAGUGCUACACUUUUCUUGAAAAGUGCAGAAGGGUAGAUACACUUUCAUCGACGUCCCGAACACCAGCAACCUCACGAAAGUCCAAGAUGAACGAUUUAGUAAAGAGGUACGCGAUUUUGAGGCUAUCCGUAUCGGACGAUGACGAAUACGAAAACGUAAUGCUUCUUCUAGCCUUCCUUCUUGAGCUGCCUUCGUUUUCUUCAAAUGCUACAAUUCGUUCUAUUACAUUGUAAUUGUAGAAGAUGAAAAUUCCUUUCACGAAUUUC
This is a messenger RNA of Orussus abietinus, 4059 nucleotides long. RefSeq names its product armadillo repeat-containing protein 5 (gene Rnb). The transcript is spliced from 6 exons. Gene Ontology annotation, cellular component: cytosol. Bases 158 to 2707 code for a protein of 849 amino acids. Gene Ontology annotation, molecular function: protein binding. Gene Ontology annotation, biological process: anatomical structure morphogenesis. NCBI's taxonomy places the organism in Eukaryota, Metazoa, Arthropoda, Insecta, Hymenoptera, Orussidae. The record is from RefSeq and is a predicted model, not a curated record.